ACGGUUCAGUUCGUUUAGAUAGGGGGUUCAUUGGUAAAGGUAAAGCAGCUGUGAACCGUUGUAAAGCUAGGACUCGCCAGGAGUCGCCGGACGUGAACGACGCAAGGAUAUAAUACACACAGCCGUACCCGUACGAUCUCCAGUGAGAGAAGAAGAUACGCUUACCCCGCGAUACUAGCCGUGGCAUGACGAUGGUCGCUUUCCGCCGCACUCACCUGACCGCCCUGGUGGUGGUGUGCUGUGCCGUCCUUGUGCCAGCCCGCGCUGCCUCGACCAGCCUGGCGAAGCGUGAGGCACCGCUUCCGCCGAGCGGCAGCUAUCUGCCACCGUCGGGCGGUGCCGGCGGCUACCCGGCAGCGCAGACGCCGUCCUCCAGCUACGGAGCCCCGACCGGCGGUGCCGGAAGCUGGGGCGGUAACGGCGGCAAUGGAGGCCGCGGUCACUCGAACGGGGGCGGUUCUUCGUUCGGUGGUUCGGCCCCGUCGGCUCCUUCCCAGUCGUACGGUGCGCCUAGCUUCGGUGGCCAAAGCUCGGGCGGUUUCGGUGGACACAGCUCGGGUGGAUUCGGUGGCCAAAGCUCGGGCGGUUUCGGUGGACACAGCUCGGGUGGACACGGUGGCAACGGAAACGGCAACGGCAACGGAUACUCGAGCGGACGCCCAUCGAGCCAGUAUGGACCACCGCAGCAGCAGCAGCAGCAGCCUCAACAGCAGCAGCAGUCGUUCCGUCCGCCAUCGACCAGCUACGGAGUGCCGGCCGCUCCUUCCCAGUCGUACGGUGCCCCGGCCCAGCAGCACAGCAACGGAGGCAACGGUGGAUACUCGAGCGGCCGUCCCUCGGCGCAGUACGGUGCUCCGGCCCAGUCGAACGGAAACGGUUUCGGCAAUGGUCGCCCGUCGUCCAGCUACGGUGCUCCGGCCCGCCCCUCGACCCAGUACGGUGCUCCGGCGGCCGGCAACGGUAACGGAUACGCUGGCAACGGCAAUGGACGCAGCUACAGCAAUGGCAACGGACACGGCAACGGCAACGGUCACAGCAAUGGCAACGGCAACAAUGGCUACUCUCGUGGCCCGGCUCGUCAACCGUCGCAGCAGUACGGACCGCCGGCUCAGGCUCCUUCCAGCCAGUACGGACCGCCAGCUCAGACCCCAUCGAGCCAGUAUGGAGCUCCUGCCCAGACUCCUUCCAGCCAGUAUGGAGCCCCAGCCCAGACCCCCUCAAGCCAGUACGGAGCCCCUGCUCAGACUCCUUCCAGCCAGUACGGUGCUCCAGCACCAUCCCGCCCAUCCCAGCAGUACGGUGCCCCUGCACCAUCUCGCCCAUCCCAGCAGUACGGUGCCCCUGCCCAGACUCCGUCCUCUCAGUAUGGUGCCCCUGCUCAGACUCCUUCUAGCCAAUAUGGUGCCCCUGCCCAGACCCUAUCCUCUCAGUACGGUGCCCCUGCCCAGACCCCGUCGAGCCAGUACGGAGCCCCGGCUCAGCAGCCCUCCAGCCAGUACGGAGCCCCUGCCCCGUCGCGUCCUUCCCAGCAGUACGGUGCGCCGGCUCAGCAGCCCUCCAGCCAGUACGGAGCUCCCGCCCAGACCCCGUCCAGCCAGUACGGAGCUCCCGCUCCAUCGCGUCCCUCGCAGCAGUACGGAGCGCCCGCUCAGACUCCUUCCAGCCAGUACGGAGCUCCCGCCCAAACCCCAUCCUCCCAGUACGGUGCCCCCGCUCAGCAGCCAUCCAGCCAGUACGGUGCGCCCGCCCAGACCCCGUCCUCGCAGUACGGUGCGCCGAGCUUCGGCCCGACCGGUGGUGCCUCGUUCAGCAGCGGCAACGGUAACGUCGGUGGCAGCUACCAGGUAAGCUCGACCGGCAACGGCUUCUCGCAGGCCUCCUUCUCGGCCAGCAGCUUCUCGCCGAACGGGCGCACGUCCCUGUCGGCCGGUGGCUUCAGCUCCGGCGCCCCAUCGGCCCAGUCGGCCGGCGGAUACAGCUCCGGCGGCCCGUCGCAGGUUCCCGCCACGCUGCCCCAGUCGUACUCGUCCAACGGAGGCUACAACUACUAGGCGGGCGGAGGCUAAGGCGGGCUGCCUUAGCUCGAAAGGCUGCCCACACACCACAGAUGCUAAACACUGCCAACACACGGAUCAUGGAUACGCGACACGGACCCGGACAGGAAACGGAUACUGCAAACACGUGCCUUAUUUAAGAUAAAUUAUAACGUUUACCCACCUGUGUUCUGCUACGGCCGCCGCGCUUUUCACCACUGCAAAACACCCCGACCGACCGGCUUGCUUGGACCGUUUGACGGACGGCUACACGCAAAACGGCUGACACGCGCCGACAAACGCGCCUGUCAGCUGUCAAAUAGUAGUAAACAAUUUCUCUGCAUUCGACGACAACAGCAAAACAAUGCCUCUGCAGAACAUGUUUGAAAUUCACAAAAAAAGCUUCUACGGCAAAACCAUAUGCCACGGAAGGGUUCGAGUGUGGACCGGGUGCGGGUACUUAAAUUAUUACCUUUUGUUCAAUGUUGUCUUCAUUUUAAUAACAAACGUUAUUCGCGUGUGACCAACGCGCGCAUAUUGAUAGUGUGCUAGUAAGCUAAGAACGUGUUAAGAUUCGAACAAAAGAGCGCAAUUCUACAAAACAGUCAGCAACAGCAGCAGCAAUUCCUUCCGAAUGCC
Anopheles merus is the source of this 2672-nucleotide messenger RNA. Its product is annotated as pro-resilin-like. NCBI's taxonomy places the organism in Eukaryota, Metazoa, Arthropoda, Insecta, Diptera, Culicidae. Bases 186 to 2051 code for a protein of 621 amino acids. The transcript is spliced from 2 exons. Gene Ontology annotation, cellular component: RNA polymerase II transcription regulator complex. The record is from RefSeq and is a predicted model, not a curated record. Gene Ontology annotation, molecular function: transcription coactivator activity. Gene Ontology annotation, biological process: positive regulation of transcription by RNA polymerase II.